CGGAGAGAGAGAGAGGCCGCCGCCUGGAGCCCGGGAUCGAGCCUGAGCUUGAGCUGGGAUGGCGGAGCAGGACUCGGCUACCCUGGCUUUAAUAAACUAUUACUGCCAAAAGAAAUAUUUUAAUCACAUCCAGAUUGCAGCAGAUGAGGGGCUCAAAAAAUAUGGCAAUGAUGCGGUGUUCUUAUUUUUUCAUGCUUAUGGUGUCCUUAUGGAAGAUCGAAUUCAAGAAGCUAUCCGUGAGCUUGAGACCGUUAAAGUAAAGUCGGAUGUGUCUCUGUGCUCUAUAAUGGCUCUAAUCUAUGCUCAUAAGAAAAGUUUAGCUCCAGAUCGUGAUGCCAUUCAUGAGCUUGAUAGCAAACUAAAAGAAGACCGGAAAACUGCAGGACAAAUGGCAUUGUAUUUUGCGGGCCUCUUCCUUUGGCAUAUUGGGCGACAUGAUAAAGCUCGCGAAUACGUUGAUAGAAUGAUUAAGCUUUCUAAUGGAGCAAAAAAGGGCUUGAUUUUGAAAGGAUGGAUUGAGCUAACCUGUGGGAGAGAUGCAUAUGCUAAAAAGGCCAUCAAAUAUUUUGAUGAAGGAAAUCAAGGUGGAAAUGAUGUAUUUGCUAUGAUGGGCAAGGUACAAUAUCUUGAGAUACGUCAGAACUACUCUGGAGCUUUGGAUAUGGUAAACCAGAUAAUAGUUCAUUUUCCUGGCUUCCUACCAGCUUUUGUGAAGAAGGUAGAACUCCAGCUAGCCCUGCAGGAUUGGGACCAGACAAUUGAGACAAUACACAGACUCUUACAGAAAGAUAGUCAUAAUUUUGAAGGUCUGGGGAUGCUGGCCCUUCAUUCUUUAUGCAGAGAGGGAAAUAUUAAGGAGGCUGGCUCUAGACUUGGUGAUCUAAUCAGUGUAUUGGACCGUUUUGAACCACACAAUCCUGAUCUCUUUUAUAAAAUGGCAUUGGUUUUCAGUAGGAUGUGUGGACGGAACCAAAUUAUCCUUCAGCAGACCUGUACCUUGGUUGAAAGAGCAUUCAGCAUGUCGUCACGUAAUGCAGAGAUUGCAAAUGAACUUGGCUAUCAGAUGGUUUUACAAGGAAAAGUAAAAGAAGCUGUGAGAUGGUACAAAACUGCAAUGUCACUGGAUGAGUCAAGUGUUCCCGCAUUAACUGGUAUUAUAAGAUGCCAAUUAAUUGAGGGACAACUAGAAGAUGCAGAACAACAACUGGAGUUUCUUAAUGAAAUUCAACAAUCUAUUGGAAAAUCUGGGGAACUGUCUUUCCUGCGUGCAGUUUUGGCAGUGAAGAAACAGAAGGGACAGGAUGAAGUCAUUCAUUUCCUAAAUGAUGCUAUUGACAUUCAUUUCUCCACAUUGCAAGGCCUGCCUCUGGGAGUUCACUACUAUGAAAAAUUAAAUCCUGACUUUUUGUUAGAAAUUAUUCGUGAAUAUCUUGCCUUCUGUCCCACACAGCCUGGAGCUCCUGGUCAGCCGCUAUCUCCAUUAUUGAAACAUUGUGCUUCAGUGCUGGAAACUGUUGUGAAAACAGUACCAGGACUAUUAGAAGCUGCCUUUCUCAUGGCUAAAGUUAAAUACUUAGCAGGUGAUGUUGAUGCCGCCCAAUGCAAUCUACAGCAUUGCUUAGAACAGAAUCCUUCAUAUGCAGAUGCCCACCUCCUGAUGGCUGAAGUUUACCUGUCUCAAGAAAAUUUUAAACUCUGCUCACAUUCUCUGGAACUGUGUUUGAGUUAUAAUUUUGAGAUUCGUGAGCAUCCCCAGUAUCACUUGAUUAGAGCUCAAACUCAGAAAAAAAUGGGCGAUGUUCAGGAAGCCAUUAAGACCUUGAAGAUUGCUGCAGGUUUGCCUGCAAUGAGGAAAACAGGAAGUGCAUCCAAAUCAAAAGGCAAAAAGAUUGAAUUAAGUGUAACUGAUCGUGUUUCUGUUUUUCUGGAGCUAGCAGAGGUACUCCGUAUGAAUGGAGAACAGCAUGAAGCUGCCAAAGUGAUGCAAGAUGCCAUCAAUGAAUUUUCGGGCACCACCGAAGAGUUGCGUGUUACAAUUGCUAAUGCAGACCUUGCUGUUGUACGUGGAGAUAUAGAGCUGGCUCUUGGUAUGCUGAGGAAUGUUACACCUGAGCAACCAUAUUUUAUUCAAGCAAAAGAGAAGAUGGCUGCCAUAUACUUAAACCAGAGGAAAGAUAAACAGUUAUAUGCAAGCUGCUACAGAGACUUGGUUGACAAACUUCCUGGACCGCACACCUAUCUUUUGUUAGGUGAUGCCUACAUGAACAUUCAAGAGCCUGAAAAAGCCAUUGAUGUAUAUGAACAAGCUCUAAAGAAAAAUCCAAGGGAUGGAACUUUGGCUAGCAAGAUUGGAAAAGCACUUGUUAAAACACAUAAUUACAAUAAGGCAAUUAAUUAUUAUGAAGCAGCAUUGAAUACUGGCCAACAGAAUUUCCUUCGUUAUGACUUAGCUGAACUCUUGCUUAAACUUCGACAGUAUGAGAAGGCAGAAAAGAUCCUGCUGCAGUCAUUAGAACACGAUUAUGUAAGUGAUCUUCAGGCUUUGAUGGAAGAUGCACGAUAUUUAAUGCUUCUGGCGAAGAUAUAUAGUAAGAAGGAGAAGAAAGAUGAUGCCAUCCUUGCUUUGCAGAGGGCAAGGGAGGUCCAGGCUCAGGUGUUAAAACGAGUUCAACUAGAACAGGCUGAUGCAGUCCCUCACCAAAAACAACUUGCAGCAGAGAUCUGUGCUGAAAUAGCAAAGCAUGCGACAGACCAGCGAGACUAUGAAAAGGCAAUUAAGUUCUACAAAGAGGCACUUGUCUAUUUUGAGAAUGACCAUAAGGUGAUGCUAGAACUUGCGCAGCUGUAUCUUGCUCAAGAUGAUAUUGAUGCCUGUCAACAUCAAUGUGCAGUUCUUCUGAAAAGUGAUCAAGAUAAUGAUGCAGCUACUAUGAUGAUGGCAGAUCUGAUGUUCAGAAAGCAGGAUUAUGACCAAGCUGUGUUUCACUUCCAACAACUUUUGGAACGCAAACCAGAUAAUUUUAUGACAUUAGCACGUUUGAUCGAUUUGUUGAGAAGAGCUGGAAAACUGGAAGAAGUUCCCAGAUGUCUUGACAUGGCUGAAAAACACACGACAAGACCAACUUCUGAGCCUGGCUUUAAUUAUUGCAAAGGGUUGUACCUCUGGUACACUGGAGAACCAAAUGAUGCACUUCGACACUUCAACAAGGCUCGCAAGGACAGUGAUUGGGGGCAAAAUGCAAUUUAUAACAUGAUAGAGAUCUGCAUGAAUCCAGACAAUGAUACCAUAGGAGGUGAAGUCUUUGAGAACCUGGAUGGAGAUAUGCGAAACUCAACUGAAAAGCAGGAGUCAGAACAGUUGGCUGUGAUGACAGCAGAAAAACUACUGAAAGAACUCAAACCUCAAACAAUUCAAGGCCACGUCCAGUUGCGCAUAAUGGAAAGCUGCUGCCUCAUGGCAACAAAGCAUAAAGCAAAUGUGGAACGAGCUCUCAAUGUCUUCACAGAAAUAGCAACGGCUGAGAAAGACCACAUUCCUGCACUGUUCGGAAUGGCAACAGCAUAUAUGAUUUUAAAGCAGACACCUCGUGCAAGAAAUCAGCUAAAACGCAUCGCAAAAUUAAACUGGAAUGCCACUGAUGCAGAAGAAUUGGAAAAGAGUUGGUUGCUUCUAGCUGAUGUUUACAUUCAGUCUGGAAAAUUUGAUAUGGCAGUUGAGCUUCUCAAACGCUGUUUACGGCACAAUAAGUCCUGUUGCAAGGCUUAUGAAUACAUGGGAUACAUUAUGGAGAAAGAACAAUCUUAUAAGGAUGCAGCUACUAAUUAUGAACUGGCUUGGAAGUAUUGUAACCAGACAAAUCCAACAAUAGGGUACAAGCUGGCUUUUAACUAUUUGAAGGCAAAGCGAUAUGUUGAUGCUAUUGACAUUUGUCAUAAGGUACUGAGCGCCCAUCCCAAUUAUCCAAAAAUGAGAAAAGAGAUUCUUGACAAAGCUCGAGCAGCUCUCCGUUAUUAAUUGUGUCAUAUGAUGCUAGCUUUGCUUUCAGCGACUUCUGAAGUAUAUGUGUAUUAUUUGACAUGCCAAUCUGCAUUAUGUACAGUAAGUUCUAAUGUACAGUAGUCCUGCUGUACCCGUGGGGGGGAUAUGUUCCAAGACCUAUCGCGAAUGCCCAAAAUCGCGGAUAGUAGCAAGCCCAUUCAUUUAAAUGGGAAAUUUACCUUCCCAGCAGCCUAUUGGUCCCUGGUUCUGGAUGUUCCAUGUAAUAUGUUCGGGCUGCGAUAACCCACUGGUAAUUGAAACCACGGUAACCGGACCCGCGGAUAUGGCAGUCUCCCUGUAUAAUUAUUUAGAUGUAUUACUUUUACAUGCUUUAUAACCCACAGUAAUUUAUAUACAUUUCCAUGAUAGUGUUUCAUUGUUUUUACAACAGUGUUAUGUCCUUUAUAAAUUACGAGUAUCUGUGAAUAUAAAUUUGCAUAUACAUAAUUUUAUGUAAUUUUCUACCACAACACCUCCACUGUGUGUUAAUGAUGUAGAACACAAUCAUUCAUUUUAGACUAUUCCCUAAGGAGUUGGUUCUUCAAACGUCAGAAUUUGCAGGCCCUUGAUAGUAGAUACUUUAAGUACAAAUUAAUUUGGUGUUCAUUGUCUUGAGCUUUUGGGAAGAGUCAGUCUUUUUUGAAUGGCUUAAACUAAAAAGUGGUCUGUACGUAGUAAAUCACUGUAUCUGUAAAGACAUUUUAAGGCAAGAAAUAAUACUAGAUUAGCUGUUGUAUAUUUCUAUGAACCUGCAAAACUUGCUGAUGUGUUUGUCCAAUGCAUGUAACUUGAUUAAAAUUAGUUGCUGUACACAGCAUUGUCACGUUACAUUUCAAAACUGGUGAUAGUUUUUCUUUAAAACUUUCACUUUCCUAUCUUAAUU
Molecule: messenger RNA, 4922 nt
Organism: Hemiscyllium ocellatum (epaulette shark)
Lineage: Eukaryota; Metazoa; Chordata; Chondrichthyes; Orectolobiformes; Hemiscylliidae
Gene: ttc21b
Product: tetratricopeptide repeat domain 21B
Exons: 29
Coding region: 59-4015 (1318 amino acids)
Biological process (GO): protein localization to cilium; intraciliary retrograde transport
Cellular component (GO): intraciliary transport particle A
Molecular function (GO): protein binding
Source: RefSeq, a predicted model, not a curated record